AUUUUAUUAAUAAUUAAAGGAUUAGUGACCUAUCGGGUAGCAUACGCGAAUUACUUAUCAUCACAACUUUUAACAUCUUUUGUAAAUGUAAAUGAUUGAGCUUCAUAAACUUGUCAAACACAUGGAGACCGGUAGAAUUAUAGUACUUUAAUGUGAAAAUAUUUUUACACUUUCCAAAUUAAAAUGACGAAAUUGAUAUAUAUACUUUCGUAAAUUUGAAAACCGUUCCGUAAAAUACGAAAAUGACAAGCGCUAUCAAUAUCACUUGAAAUUAUUUCCUUUGUUCAACAGAGUUGUCAUAUUACAGUUUCUGUUCGUAAUUUAAAUUAUUCAAGUCUGUAUAAAUGUACCGAGGUGGUGAAACAUAAUAUUUUACAUUGCUCAGUAAAUUAAGUUUACUUGAUGAUCCGACCGUAAAUACAACAUGAUUUUAUUAGCCAGUUGAUUUUUAAAUAAUGAACAGUUAAUGCGCCGAUAUUGCUUAUUGAAUAAGUUACAAAAGAUACUAAUUGUGGCAAAAUCGUCCUUGUUGAAAGAACACAAUGUAUGACCUGACUGGACUGUAAUAGAAACACAAAAUAACAAGUAUUUUCUUCAUACUUUUUCGUAUGAAAGUUUUAUUUUAAAGAUAAUGGCACAAGACAAAAACAUAUAAGAUAAUAAUUAUCUUAUUCUAAAUGAUAUUGUCACAUCUUUAUCUGUCAAAGAAAGGAAAACAUUUGCUCAAUUUAUAAUACCGUGAUUUUAAAGCACACCUGUGCAACCAAGAUCGAUUAAAUGUUCAAAGGUAAAUUAUCUGGGUAAUCCAAUUAUGUUGUCACGCGUCGUUAAUUUUAAGUACAUCCGAUGGGCAAUAAACCAAUUAACAGCCACGCGGUGUUGGGAGAGAAUCUUUGGAGGAUUUUAGGAGUGAAAUCCGCGGUACUCCGUGUGAUUCCGAGAAAUACGGAAAUCGGACAAUAAAGAUAUCGAAUCGAUAUUUUUGGAGGGUACUGUAUGUAUUUUUGAAGAACAAUGAUCAAAGUUUGCGCAGUACUAUUAACUAUCUUAACACUGGUUCUUAGUAGGCCAGACUUCCGAGAUAAAAUACCAAGUGGGUAUCGUGUUCCUAAUCCGUGUAGAAUACCUGCAACAUGGAACCCAGUGGGCCAUUAUAAUCCAGAACAUUUCACGUCAAUUAAAAAUCCAUUUGGUCUUGAUUUCAGAGAAAAUGAUUUCAAGUGGAAUGCUACUUUAUGUAAGAAAGAUUCCGACAGAGAUGGGAUGACGAACGGAGACGAGCUGGGAGACCCAGACUGUAAAUGGCGUCCAGGUCAACAAACAUACAAUCCAGUAGGACAUCCUGGUAUUUGUGAACCGAUUGGAGAUCCGUCUUGUUUGUAUCAACGUUUCAAGUGUGACUGUAUGGAAAAUUGUGAUGGUUUAUACGGAGAUAUAACUUAUCCAGAUCACAACUAACAUUAUUAGAUAAACGUAGAUGAAAAAUAAAACAAUAAAAUAUAGUUCUCUUAGA
Messenger RNA from Mytilus trossulus (common blue mussel), 1513 nucleotides. RefSeq names its product temptin-like. Bases 1015 to 1458 code for a protein of 147 amino acids. The record is from RefSeq and is a predicted model, not a curated record. NCBI's taxonomy places the organism in Eukaryota, Metazoa, Mollusca, Bivalvia, Mytilida, Mytilidae. The transcript is spliced from 4 exons.